AUGAAGGGGUCUUUGACUGGAGAGGGCGGCGGCUACGAUUGGGAGCGCUUGUCCUACCUAAGCCUGCACACUCUUGACACUCCGACAGGCUGCCAGUACGCUCGAAUGCGCAUCAACAGAGAGCUUUUGGACGCGUGGUUGUCAAAGCGCAUCUCGUUUGCUGGAAAGAAGUUCGACGACGCAGAGAUCAAGUUGACAGAUGAGGAUUUGUCGAGUGAGUUGAAGGAGAUCCCUGGCUCGGAAUGCAUCAAGUCGGCCGAUGCCUUGAAGUUGGAAGUUCUCGUGAGAGAGGGGACCAAGAUGGUCAUUCACCGGGACCAGGCCAGGCAAUGGCUUUCGAAGGGGCCGCCCUACGAGGAGGAGUUCAAGCUCCUACUGGAGACUCACAUGCAGAAGUACGAAAAUGCACUUGCGUCGUUGAUCACUCCAGCUGGGAGCACGCCCAGCGGUCAGACUCAGACCACCGCAGUUGUUGUUGCAGCUGAAGAGGGUGGUUCUGAUGCUCCUCCUGUUACUUUCGAGUCAGUGGAGAAGCUUCAGGCAGCAGAUCCAAUUGCCACUCGUGUUGCGUCAGAGUUCAGUGGUGUGGAGCUCCUUCUUACUACGAGCAAGAAGAUCUUCCUCUUGGCAGACAAAGUGAAGUCGAUUCCAAAGUGGACCAUCCUUGGUGGGUUUGGCACUGGGAAGUAUGUCGAGAAGGGUGAGGAGGGGACUGGCGUUGAAUUUGGGUGGCUGAAUGGAGACAAAACCCUCUGCCAGCUUGACCAUAGCUCGGUAUCGCCAGAGCACAACCACUGCGAAGUGCUCACUUUGUACAAGCUGCUUACCUACUUGGAACGGGUCAAGAAGAUCACUGCCUACAAGAUAUCAUAUUCGGAUUGCUCAAGGGCAUCGUCUGCAGGUCAGACUGAUGGUUUCAACGUGUGCGUCAAGUCAGAGAUGAAGUACAAGCCUUUGACCAGCGCUGAGAAGACGGUGUCGGCCAAGAGUUUUUUUCGCGUCCUGUAUCGCAGAGACGGAGGCGAGCAAGGUGAUCUCGAAAGUCUUUCGAUUCCGUUUUGA
Messenger RNA from Durusdinium trenchii, 1062 nucleotides. NCBI's taxonomy places the organism in Eukaryota, Dinophyceae, Suessiales, Symbiodiniaceae. The record is from the annotation of a GenBank genome assembly.